UCAGAGUCUCGUCAUUACGUCAGCGCUCCAGCGGCUCUCCCUCUAAUAACACACAUCACUGAAGUUGCCUUUUUCUACCCCACCGACAUGGCUACAACAACCCCGACCAAAGACACAGAGAGGCACUGCGUCCUGUGCUGCCAGGAGGUCGACAUCUUCGCGUUGGGGAAAUGCGACCACCCGGUGUGCUACCGCUGCUCCACCAAAAUGAGGGUGUUGUGCGACCAGAAGUACUGCGCCGUCUGCCGGGAGGAGCUCGACAAGGUGGUGUUUGUGAAAAACCGGGAGGCCUUCUCGUCUCUGCCCUACCAGCAGUUCCCCUGUGAGAAGAAGCAUGAUAUCUAUUUCAGUAACGAGAAGAUCUACGCCAAGUACAGGCAUCUGCUGUUGCCAGAGUGCCUCUGCUGUCCAGAACCAAAGGUCUUCUCCAAGUUUGAGGAGCUGGAGUAUCACAUGAGGAAGCAGCACGAGCUCUUCUGUUGCAAGCUCUGCACAAAGCAUCUCAAGAUCUUCUCCCACGAGCGUAAAUGGUACAACCGUAAGGAACUGGCACGCCACCGAGCACACGGAGACCCAGACGACACCAGUCACAGAGGGCACCCGCUCUGCAAGUUCUGCGAUGACCGUUACCUUGACAACGAUGAGCUGCUCAAGCACUUGCGCAGGGACCACUACUUCUGUCAUUUCUGUGACGCAGACGGUUCCCAGGAAUAUUACAGUGAUUACCCGUACCUGAGCGAGCACUUCAGAGAGAGUCACUAUCUGUGUGAGGAGGGCCGCUGUGCCACAGAACAGUUCACCCAUGCAUUCCGCUCUGAGAUCGACUACAAGGCCCACAAGGCUGCAGAACACAGCAAGAACCGGGCCGAGGCUCGACAGAACCGCCACAUCGACCUUCAGUUCAACUACACCUCGAGACAACCGAGAAGAAAUGAAAGUAUGUUGACAGGUGAGGACUACGAGGAGAUGCGUCAGGCACGAGGAGGAAGAGGAAGACCUCAUGGGGGACAGAAGAGCUGGAGGUACUCCCGAGAGGAGGAGGACAGGGAUAUGGCAGCUGCUAUGAGGGCAUCCAUGGCAAACCGUAGACAGGAGGCGAGAGGACCGAUGCAUGAGAGAGGACCGAUGCAUGAGAGAGGGCCGAUGCAUGAGAGAGGACCCAUGCAUGAGAGAGGACCCGUGCAUGAGAGAGGACCCGUGCAUGAGAGAGGACCCGUGCAUGAGAGAGGCACGAUGCAGGAGAGAGGACCGAUGCAGGAGAGAGGACCCGUGCAUGACAGAGGACCCGUGCAUGACAGAGGACCCGUGCAUGAGAGAGGACCGGUGCAUGACAGAGGACCGGUGCAGGAGAGGAGCGCUCCCAAAUACUUAAGAGAGGAGAGGACCGAGAGAGCAGAACCAGAAGAGCCCAAACACAGGACCGGGACCGGACACAUCAAACCAAUAAGCAAACCUCCAGUAAGAACAAUGAAGAGCUCUAAUCCAGGGGAUGGAGAAGAUGACUUCCCAGCUUUAGGAGCCACAGCCGCCCCAACCAUUGUAAUGUCAGCUCCUGUUACGGUUACAGCAGUCCAUGCAGCUUUGAAGGAAGACGACUUCCCCAGCCUCUCCGCUGUCGCUGUUUCCUCCCCUAUGACCCCGGCUUACUCUGCCCAACCCAAGAAGUCUUCUUCGUUCCAAGAGGAGGAUUUCCCCGCGCUCGUGUCCAAAAUCCGGCCCCUAAAAAACGCAGCUCGCACCAACUCUGCUUGGUCCAACCAUACCGCUGUAGCUAAACCCCAAACUCACCCUCCUCCAUCCUCCAGACCUUCCCCUCCUCUCCCGUCUGCCCCCUCUGGCCCUCAGCUCCUCACCUCCUCCAACUCUUCGCUAAAGAAAAAGAAGUUAAGGGAGAACGAAAAAGCAAAAUCUACCCGCUGUCCUACUCCGUCUGAUGAUGACGAUAAAGGAGGAUUGACGCAGAAGGAGUUCCGCUCAGUUCCCACCAUGUUGGAUAUCUCCUCUCUGCUCACCGUCAAAGGAGGCAACAGCAAACCCUCCACUGUGACCUCAAACCCUCCAAACCCGAUCCCCAACCCUGAACCUCCUACCUCUAAAGCCAGCAAGAAGAAAAAACAGCAGAAGAGCACGGCCGCUCCCUCGACGACGGUGUCUUCAACGUCGGGGACGACACAAACUGUAAAUACAAACUCAGUGGAAACGGCAGCACAAAAGGAGAACGUCCCUGAGAAGAGUUGGAACAAACCCCCCUCCAGUGCCGUGACGGCUGCUCCGAUGAGUGGAUUGGCUAAUGGACACCCUGAAAAGUCACCACCCAUCAGUAAGGCGUCAGUAGUGAAAACCCCUCAUCCCAAGGCUGACCCCCCUCUUGAACAGGAGGAGGAUUUCCCUGCUCUCAUGACCAAGAACCCACCACCAGGCUUCAAGUCCUCUUUCCCGCUGAAGGCCUCAGCUCCGGCCCCGUCCUCCGUCAUGCCCCCACCUCCACCCGGCCUGGGGAUCUCAGCCACUAAACCUCCGCCAGGAUUCACUGGGAUCCCCCUCAACAGCAACGUGGUGGAGCCAGCUCCGUCUGCAGUCAACCCGCCCCCCAAGGUGUCCAGCAGUGGUUACCUGGUGCCGGAAGACUUCAAUCAGAGGAACCUGGAGCUGAUCCAGUCCAUCAGAAUGUACCUCCGCAACGAUGAGUCCAAGUUCAACCUGUUCAAAAACUACUCUGCACAGUUCAGACAGAGUGUGAUAUCAGCAGUCCAGUACCACAGCAGCUGCAAGGACCUGCUCGGAGAAGACUUCAACCGCAUCUUCAACGAGCUGCUGGUGCUCUUACCCGACACCGGCAAGCAGCAGGAGCUCCUGUCCGCCCACGGAGACUGCAAGGCGCUGGAGAAGCAGUCGGGCGCUGGAGGCGGAAAGAAGAACAAGAACAAGAAGAACGUCUGGCAGAUUCCCACCACGAUGGCCAACGCAGCCGCUGAGCUGGACUGCCAGGUGUGCCCCACUUGCAGACAGGUACUCGCCCCUAAAGACUUCAACUCCCACAAGACCCUGCACGUCAGAGACACCGAGGAGUUCCCUUCCUUGCAGUCAAUUAGCCGUAUCAUCAGCUAACCCCUUUGUUUUUCUUCUGCUCUGAAUACCAUCGUGGGGUGAUUUUCGAGUUGCCCCUUCAGCAGCCAGUGUGGGGAUCAGCAGCCACGUCCCAGUGGAGUUUGGGGCUUGUAGCUCAUAACGCAGGGGAAUUUAAAAAAAAAAAAGAUGGUGUACGGUGUUUUUACUUUCUAUGGGAUCAUGUUGAAAGGUUUGUGUGAAUGGAUACACAGUUAAAACACACGGAGCUGAUACAUCUCAACUCUUAUUUCUUGCAUCCUUUGAGGACGUCUCCAGCUGGCACUGGCUCUGGCAACGUCCAACUAGACCUGUCGAUUUAUUUAAUGAAAGAGGAGAGACGAGCUGAGGCUUUUACUUGAAUGCUUUGCUCUCUAAAAACAAAAAUUGUAUGGAUUUACAUUUUUUACCUCGCUUUGUGUUUUCACUCAAAUACAAUGAUGUAUUUUGUUAACAUCGAAGCUGAUGAAGUAUGUAUGAUUUCCCCAGCCGGGUUUGCUUGCUCAAAUAACAAAAAAAAUAAACACAAACAUGAUCGGUUCAACUAUUUAGCAGCAUAUUUAUUUAAGUGUAGCUGUUUAAUUGCCUUUAAUUGUCCCGUCGCUUCAUGCAGAGGAAGGUCUGUUGAGUGUUGGAGUGAAUGGAUUGUUCCUGUUGUGUCGGAGGAUGAGUGACAGGAAGUUAGCUGCUUCAGGAGUUAGAACAAAUUUUGGAUCACAGUUGGAAUCUUCUUUUUUUUUAUGUACGUUAUUUUCCUUUAUUCUGUUUAAAUCACUUACUUAUGUGGUUUAUUGGCUGAUUGGUGGACUUGUUAUUCAAUGACGUUGCACAAGUUUUCAAAUGGAAACUACAUGGAACUAAACGAUGAACGAGGGUCCUUGCAUGUUUUCACAGUUAUGUUCAAAUAACAUUUCUACUUUUAAAGGAUCAGUGAGACAUUAACCACUGAGGUUACAAGAAGCUAUUUCUAUUUAAGUCUCUUUUUUUUUAAAGUCUACAUGUUGUUAUAAUGAUUUAUCAUGAAGAAGUUUCUAGAGCUGUCAUAACGCUUUCAACACAAUCUGCUCUGCCUCCGUUUGAAUUCCAGCUUUGACACACUGGGAGCUGGUUACAUCCAGUACACAAUCUGUUCAUCUUCUCUCUCAGGACCCUUUCGCCUGCACCGCUGCGUGUGUGCGUGUGUGUGUGUGUGUGUGUGUGUGUGUGUGUGUGUGUGUGUGUGUGUGUGCGUGUGUGUCUGUGUGUCUGAAUGAGUGUGUGUGUAUAGAGUUUGUCUGAACAUCACACAGCAGCUCACUCUAUUUUCUGUCUGGCUCCAAUAAAGCUGUU
Messenger RNA from Anoplopoma fimbria (sablefish), 4434 nucleotides. RefSeq names its product zinc finger protein 598 (gene znf598). The transcript has 12 exons. Bases 88 to 3108 code for a protein of 1006 amino acids. The record is from RefSeq and is a predicted model, not a curated record. Lineage: Eukaryota; Metazoa; Chordata; Actinopteri; Perciformes; Anoplopomatidae. Gene Ontology annotation, biological process: protein ubiquitination; rescue of stalled cytosolic ribosome. Gene Ontology annotation, molecular function: ribosome binding; ubiquitin protein ligase activity.